GCGGGGCGGGCGCAGGGAAGGGGCGGAGCCGCCGUCGCGCCGGGGCCGGGGGAGCUGCUGUGCCGCGCCGCGCCGGGGGCGGCCAUGGGCAGCCGCCUGCGGCCCGCGGCGCUCUGGGGGGCGGCGCUGGCCGUGGCGGGCGGCGCCGCCGCCGUGGCGGUCUGGGCCUUCGUGCGGAGCCGGGUCCCCCCGCCCGCCGCCCGGCCCCCCCCCGCCGCCGCCGCCGCCGCUGCCGCGCAGGGCAGAGGGCGAAGCAGGCAGAUCCUGGUGCUGGGCCUGGACGGGGCGGGGAAGACCAGCGUUCUCCACUCCCUGGCCGCGAGCCGGGGGAAGCGCAGCGCGGCUCCCACCGAGGGCUUCCACGCCGUCUGCGUCAACACCGAAGAGUCCCAGAUGGAGUUCCUGGAGAUCGGGGGCAGUGAGCCUCUGCGUUCCUACUGGAGGAGGUACCUGCCCAGAGUGCUGCUGCUCGUCUACGUCGUGGAUGCGGCGGAUCAUGCCCGACUGCCUGUGGCAAAGCAGCUGCUUCACCAGCUGAUCCAGAGUGACUCCACCCUGCCGGUGGUGGUUCUGGCCAACAAGCAGGACCUCGAAGGUGCGUAUUGCAUCACAGAUAUCCAUGAUGCUCUGGCGCUGUCUGAUAUUGGGGACAAGAGGAAGAUGUUCUUGAUUGGUACCCAUGUGGCAGAGGAUGGCUCUGAGAUCUCCUCCAGCAUGAAGGAUGCAAAGGAGUUGAUAACACAGCUGGUUUUGGAAACACAGUGACAGCUCUUUUCCUACAACAUGACAUUUGCAGCUGUGGGAGAUGUGGUGUUAGUGCAUGGUCAGUUUGCCACAUGGUAACUGAAAUGUGCAGAUUUUUUUUUUUCUUCUCUGUAGGUGUGGAGUUCCUGUGAAAAUGAUGUGUAAUUGUUAAAGUCUAUUUUAAGUAGUGGUUUUAAAAUAUCUUUGAAAAGCGGUAUAUUUUUUAGAAUAUUUGUAGGGGAAAUUAGACUCUCAGACAGCAGAGUUGAGGAGAUACAUAGCUCAAACAAAAUGGCUAAAUGGCUUCUUGCCAGGUGGUUAUCAAGCAUUGACUUCAAUGAAACAAGGUUGCAUCCAGUUAAUUUAACUUGGCCUGGUGUCUUAGCCUGUAAUUGAAAUACACUUUUUAUUUUAAAGAAGAUUUUACAGAACGCUGGUAGCAGUGUUGUUCUGUUAAAAAUGAGAGCUAGCUUUCUGAAAGUGUCAGAAAUGUGAAGUGCUGUGACUAGUAUUUUUGACAAAUGAUUAUUGGUGUAGCUGUAUGGGAUCCCAUCUUUAAGGGAGUCUCAAAUUGGAAAUAUCUGGAAGUUGGGCUGGUUAGUGGGUCUGAAGUUUGAUACCCGAAAUCAUGAGCUGCAUCUGAAACUUUGGUUUACUGCUUAUUUAGUGGAUGAGAUCAAGGAAAUGAAAAUAAUAAGACAUUAAGUGUUUCCUUGCCUACAGGGGAAAAAACAAAACAGUGUAAUUUCAGGUAAAGACCUAAAGCAUUUAAGUUAAUUUGGCACCAAAAGUGGAGGGAUUCCUUCAUCAGUUUUAGCGGCCUAUUUUGGUUUAGUCCAGGCUGUGUUAGAGCAAAAUAACCGGGUGAAAAUCCCUCAGUUUUCAAAGUGAUUUCUGUUACCAUAGCAGAUGAGGAAGGUAAGUGGCCAGCGAGCAUUACUCUCCGUGUGUCAGUGCUGUCCUAAUUACACUCCAACAUGCUUCAGCAUCUAGGCAAUACUGUAAAGGGCACACGAGCGUUUUGUAACUGCAUUUAUUGUACAAGGGUUUUGUAGCUUUGUCUUUAGGGACAGAUAAAUAAAGCAGAAAUUUUAUGCUA
This is a messenger RNA of Dromaius novaehollandiae (emu), 1843 nucleotides long. It is a transcript of the gene ARL9, whose product is annotated as ADP ribosylation factor like GTPase 9. Lineage: Eukaryota; Metazoa; Chordata; Aves; Casuariiformes; Dromaiidae. The coding region runs from base 85 to 765 and encodes 226 amino acids. Gene Ontology annotation, molecular function: GTP binding; GTPase activity. The transcript has 4 exons. The record is from RefSeq and is a predicted model, not a curated record.